GAGAAGACGGAAGUGCAAAGUCUGUCUGGGCGGGGAUCGGCUUACAAGGGAAACUCGCUUUAGCCUUCACGUGUAAGAAAGUUUCACUUUGUGCACUGAGAUGUGCAUGCGGGGACGUCUCCAAGCGAACGAAGAUCCACGCGAAGAGCACAAUUGUAUAUUUUCAGGCUCACAUCAUUUGAAUCAUCAUGGCUCCACAUCCAGUGAUACAGGCAGUAAUUGACUUCUCAGCAGGAGCAGUAGGUGGAACUGCCUGCGUGCUGAGCGGCCAGCCGUUUGACACCGCAAAGGUGAAGAUGCAGACGUUUCCCACCAUGUACCGUGGCUUCGUCCACUGCUUCGUUUCAACCUUCAGGCAGGUGGGGUUCCGUGGCCUCUACCAGGGCACAGUCCCGGCCCUCAUAGCCAACAUCUCCGAGAACGCUGUGCUCUUCCUGGGCUACGGCCUCUGCCAGGAUGCAGUCCGCUUCUUGAUCAGGAAGGACAAAGGGGCCGAACUCAGUGAUUUUCAGAAGGCGUCUGCAGGGGGUUUAGCCUCCAUCUUCUCAGCCAUGGCGCUUUGCCCCACGGAGCUGGUCAAAUGUCGUCUGCAGGCCAUGCACGAGAUGGAGAUGUCAGGCAAGGUAGCAAAAGGACAGAAAAGCACGGUGUGGAGCGUGGUUAAGACGGUCCUGAGGACAAACGGCCCUUUGGGUUUUUACCAAGGGCUGUCAACCACCAUCGUGAGGGAAAUUCCAGGUUACUUCUGCUUUUUCGGCGCCUAUGAACUGUGUCGGUCUGAAUUUGCGCAACACAUGGGGACGGACAAGGAGGGUAUAGGUAUCCUUCCACUCAUGUUCAGUGGUGGAUUUGGGGGAGCUUGUCUUUGGUUGGUGAUCUAUCCUAUAGACUGUGUGAAGUCCAGAAUCCAGGUUUACUCCCUAGCUGGGAGGCAAGAGGGCUUUGUGAAGUCCUUCAGGGCUAUUGUACGCAACGAGGGGUUCGCUGCUCUGUACUCCGGCCUCACUCCUACCUUGAUACGCACCUUCCCUGCCAACGGAGCCCUCUUCCUGGCUUACGAGUUCAGUCGCAAGUUUAUGAUGGAGAGAGUUGGUUCCUGAUGUAGGGGAUCUUUUUCCACUUGGAGCAAAUACCUAAACACUACCCCUAGUAUUUUUUAAACGGAGAGGAUUGUUAUAUUGUAUGUUAAUAUUGGCUGAGAUGGAACUUUUUAAGUAUUUAUUAAAAACAAAAUCUCUGUGAAUCA
This is a messenger RNA of Mugil cephalus (flathead mullet), 1246 nucleotides long. It is a transcript of the gene slc25a15a, whose product is annotated as solute carrier family 25 member 15a. The record is from RefSeq and is a predicted model, not a curated record. Bases 189 to 1100 code for a protein of 303 amino acids. Lineage: Eukaryota; Metazoa; Chordata; Actinopteri; Mugiliformes; Mugilidae. The transcript has 7 exons. Gene Ontology annotation, molecular function: L-ornithine transmembrane transporter activity. Gene Ontology annotation, biological process: mitochondrial L-ornithine transmembrane transport.